CCCACCCGCCCCAGCAAUGCGCUGGCUGCCCGCGCAAUAACCGCAGACACCGACGGGCUCUGCAGCCACCACCACCGCCCCGCCCCGCGCCAUGUCCGAGCACGACCUCUUCGUGAGCCUCCUGCGCCCGGCGGUGCUCCACAUCCUGCGCGCGACCGGCUUCCACUACGGCAAGCCGUCGGCCGUCGACACGGUCGUCGACCUCACCGCGCGCUACCUGACGCUGCUGGCCGAGCGCACCGCCUACAACGCCUACUCCAGCCACAACGACCUCACCCCCGACAUCUCCGACGUGCGCAUGGCCAUGCAGGACUGCGGGCUGCUGGUGCCGACCAUGACCGCCGGCGAGGAGCUCUGGAAGGAGUUUCUGCGCACCCCGCUCGACGCGUACAACGGUGAGUCGGGCGCCCGCGCCAUGGAGGAGCGCCGCCGCGACGCCGAGGACACGCAAGACGUGGCCGAGUUCAUCGAGUGGGUCACGGGCGAGCAGAACAAGGAGAUCCGCCGCAUCGCCGGCACAUACAAGCCCGUCGCGACGAACCCCACUGAGCAGCUGGACCAGCUGGAGAUGGAGGACUACCUCAACACGCUUAUGAAAAAACACAGCAAGACCGGCGUCGAGUCGCGCUUCCAGGGGACUGUGCUCGGCAUACCGUCUGAGAUCCGGCCUGUCAAGAUUGAAGGGGGCGGGCCCGACUCGAUCGAGGAGUGGAACCGCAGGACAAAGGUCAAGGCCAUCAAAGCAGCAGAGUCGAGCGCAGAGGAUCACAGCACUCCAAGCGCCUCGAGACAGCAGUCGGAGGACGUGGUCAUGGAGACGGAGUAAAAUACCCAUCAUUGCAUCACACAGCAUAGCGCAGGCGUCAGGUUUUAUUUUUCACGAGGUAUGUAGAGACAUAGGGUACCAGCAUCUUACCAAAUGCAAAAGUCAAGCUUAAUCUUCGCCAACG
Boeremia exigua is the source of this 950-nucleotide messenger RNA. Its product is annotated as bromodomain associated domain-containing protein. The coding region runs from base 92 to 826 and encodes 244 amino acids. Gene Ontology annotation, molecular function: protein heterodimerization activity. The record is from RefSeq and is a predicted model, not a curated record. NCBI's taxonomy places the organism in Eukaryota, Fungi, Ascomycota, Dothideomycetes, Pleosporales, Didymellaceae. The transcript is spliced from 2 exons.